AUGUAUAAACCCCGCAAAGGGCAUCAACAGUUUUUCUGGUUGAGCGCCUUCUUAGUUAAUAUCCUUUUGAUAUCUCUUUUGGUCGGACAAGCUAAUGCUAAAGGUUUACAAGAUUUGAUAGUUUCAUCAUAGAAAUUUAAAGAUUAAGCAACAAUAGAUAACAGGAUAGAAGAUUAAGUAUAUUAAAGAGAUCCUUCUUUGAAUUUAUAAAAUCAAAAUAAAAUAAACUUAAUUUAGACCAAGAGUAAUCCAUUUUCUAGCAGAAUAUUAAGCGAAUAGAUCGUUUCUGAUAAUAAAAUUCAAAAAGAUUAAUACUAAUAAGAAGAAUUGUCAAAUAAAAACUAAUAUUCAGAUGAAUAAAAAACAUCACCGGAUGGUGAUUAAAGUGCUGAUAAUAUCAAUUUACUAUAAAAAGAAAGCACUCCAUUAUCAAGGCUAAGAAUGAGUAUGUAAAAAUAAAAUCAAUAAAAUGACGUACUUUUGUAAACAGGUGAGAAAUUGCAAAUAGAUAUUCCUGAUGUUAUUCCUUUGACUGAAACGGCCUUUACUUUUUAAGAUAACAAAAUUAUUCAACCUGAUCAACAAUUACUUAAAACGAUAUAGUAAAAUUUAUAAUAAUAAGAAAGCUCCUCAUAGAAAAUCGAAAAUUAAUAUUAGUCUCUUUCAGAUGAAUUCGAAAAGUUAAAAUAAGAAGAAGAAUAAAAGAAGAAAAAGGAUGAUUACCUUUAGCAAUUACAUCAGUCUUUGAAUUUAGAUAAAACUGGUAACUCAUUCUAUUCGAUAGAUGAUGAUGUCAAAAAAGUAAUUAAACCCUAACUCUUAAACGAUGUUGUUUCCCAAAACAAGCAGCACGGAACUGAUAAUACUCUUAUGAGAUUGUAAGAGGAAUAAAGAAAAAGAGAAUAUGAAGCAUUCUUGAAAAAUUAGAAAUCAAUGGAAGAGGAAAAAAUAAGGGCUGAUAAGAUAAAAGAAAAGCUUAUGCUCGAAGCUCAAAAAGAAAAAGAAUAAAUAUAAGCUAGAAGAAAACAAAUUGAAGAAGAACAGUAAAGAAAGAGAGAAGAAGAGAGAAGAAUUUAGUUAGAAGAAGAAGCUUAGAGGUUAGCUGAAUAAUAAGAGCAAGAACGACUAAGAGUAGAAGCUGAAAGAUAGGCUGAAAUUGCAAAGUAAGAAGAAGCUGAGCGUGUUAGAUAACAUAUUGCAGAACUUGAAGCCUAGCAUGCUGCUGAGUUGGAAGAGGAAGAGAGACAAGAGGCCCAAAGACUUGCUGAAGAAUAAAGAAUAAAAUAAGAGGAGGAGUAAAGAGCUUAUUAGGAAUAAGAACAAUAAAGAAUUGAAGCUGAAAGAUAACAAGAGUUAAAAGUUUAGGAAUAGAUGAGACAAGAAGAGGAAGAAAGAAGAAAGAAAGAAGAAGAACUUAGAAAAUAAGAGCAGGAAGCUAUUAGACAAUAAUAAAUCGAAGAGGCUGAGUAUAAAAGAUAACAAGAGAUAUAUGAGAAAGAGCAAUAAAGGCUAGAGGAAGAGAAAAAAAGACUUGAUGAAGAACAAAAGAGAUUAGAACAAGAAGAAUAAUAGAAAGAUAACCAACUCUUCAUGACUGUUAAAAACUCUGCAUAAAAAGAAUAGUAAGUUGCUGACUCUAUUGACUAAAUUUAUUACAUAGACCCAAAUAUGUAUGAUGAAGACUCUGAAGAAUAAGAGUAGAAUUUGGAAACACAGUUUGAAAAUGAUGAAGGAGAUAAUUAUUCUAGCUAAAAUAUUAUAACUCAAGAUGCAUAACAAACUUCUUUCACAGCAAAUCAAAAUAAAUAAACUCUUGAUACCGUUAAUUAAAACACUGAUUCAUCUAAUGAGCAGUCUUUGAAAGAUAUUGAAGAUAGAAAACGUUAAUAACUUAGAGAAUAAAAGGAGUUAGCUAAAAGAGCCAAGGAAAGCUAAACCACAUUUACUUCUACAGCUAAUGAAAAUACAGGAUCAUAAAGCAAUUAAGCAUAAUAAAAUAAAAGUAAUAAUGAUACUAUUCCAUAAGAAAGUACUCAAUAGCAAGUCAUUAAGGUUUAAGACUAAAGUUAAAUUUCUAAUAACGAUGGAAAUGGUGCCUCAAAUACUGAAACAUUUGAAGUACAAAAGAAAGUUGAAAGUUCAAAUGAUGCUUCAUAAGUCUAAAAUACAUAAGAAGAUUAAAAUCAAACUAUCGAUAAUAGCUUAUAUGAUUCUGAUGAAUAUAUUACUUAAGUAGAUGAAUUUGGAAAAGAAUAUAAAUUCAAGAGAGCUAAAGAAAGAAUUCCAUUAGUGCUCCCAGGAGGAGAGACUAGCGAUAACUCUGUAAAUUACUCUUUGGCUGGUAUGAAGUUGUAGACCAAAAUAGUUUAAGAGAGUGGACACCAUUUAGAUAAAAAUUCAAUUAAAGAAUAGAGAGAAAAAGCAGAGAAAUUUUAAUUUAUUGCUUCAAAGACAAGAAGUUCUUAGGUAACUCCCAAAGGAGAUAAAAUUGAAAAUAAAGACAAUGGCUCAUCCAAUAAAUAGUUUACUAACACUCCAAUUGAUAGUUCAACACUAGCUACCAAUGUUGCUAUUCUUUGUAAUGACAAAAACAAACUCGCCUCAAAGUCUGUUUAGCAUGUUUGCGAACUUUGCGAAGUUGGAGAAGUAUUUUAGUUGACAGAUGAAAACUGGUUCAAAGUAGGUUUGGCCCAUAACCACAAAAAGGAGUACUAGGAUUUGCUUAAUUCAGUAAAUGAUGUAUUUGGAAAGCUAAAUUUGAUAGCUGGUUUUUCUAAUCAUGGAGACAUUUGUUUUGCUAGUGAUUAGAUAUUUAAUCCUGUUAACAUCGAUCUUACUUUGAAAACAUUUACAUAUAAUUCUCUUAGCUAGUAUCAGCUUAAAAAUAAUCCUAUUUUUAACUUCUAACAACAAUAUUAAGUUGAUGAAUUCAGCUUUAGAACUUCAUUUAAUAAAGAAAAGAGAAAUGGUCAAGAAGUGUUAAUCCCAGAAUAUAACAACUUUUAGAUGAUUAUAAAUGGGCAAUUCUUUAGAAAGAUAGAUUCAUCUACUAACUUGAACAUCUUAAAUAUUGUUUUCUUGUAAAGUAAGUUGACUACAUUCUAUUUUGGUCAGAUCAGUAUUAAUAGUUACAGCUCUUAAAUUCACUUUUAGCAUGACAUAGAUGACCGUGAGCACGAUACUAUUAGUAUUCUUACUGAAUUACCUGCUGACUCUAUCACAUUCUAAAGAUAAGCCUUUAAAAUGUUUAGUCAAGAUAACCUUUAAAAGAUUGUUCAAGGCAUGUAGUUAGACCGUGGAGUACAGAACAUUGAAAAUGUUAAAAUCUCUUAGAUGUUAGUUACACUUAACUUGAAAGCCAAUUCCUAUCAAAUAAUUAUGAAUUAUGACGAAAUUGUUGAUUUCUCUCUAAGCUUAAAUUUGGACUUAAAAGGAUGCUUUGGAUGGAUUAUGAUUCAAAAAGAUUCUGCUAAUAAUUAAUUCUACCUUGAGUCAAAUAGUUUAAUUUGCUAAGUUGAGCAGUUCCCUGCUUAUUGCAGACUUAACAUUAAAAAAACAAAUACAAAUACAUUAUAUUUCCUAAGGUUUGCUGAUGACGAGUAUCCUUUAAAGUAAGUAGAUCAAGAAAUAUUUUAUAAGAUCAAUGAUUCUUCUUUGAAUGCAAAUAAAUUUGAAGAAAGUUUGUAAGGUCUCAUAGACUUUAAUAGGACUUAUCUUCACUAAUUAAAUAUUUAACUCUUUUUCGAGCCUAAAAUUGUUUAUGAAGCUCAAGCAAAAGUUGGAGGAAAAGAUUUUAAAACAAUUGGAGAAUUCAAAGCUAAAUUGACUCGUAUUAAUGGAAGAAUAAAUACCUUUGCUUCAUUUACUUUUGGAGCUGAAAACGUGAAUAGUUUGUUCAAAAUUGAAAAAUCUGAUUUAGUUUCCACAGUCCCUAAAUCUUUAUAUGUUUUCUAUUCAGAAUAAGACAUAAAUGUCAAAGACUUGCCAUAUCUUUCAAAAGGAGCAUUCGGACCUUUAGAUUAAUAAUAGUGGAGCUAAGGACCAUACAUCUAGUAUGUAUUUGAUUUAGAGGAUAACUGCAAUAUUGGCAAAUUCUUAAAUUACCACAAAACAGAAGUUAAAAACUUGCACUUGAAGGGUUAUUUCAAAGAUUAAUUCAUUUAGAUUUCAGGUCCGAUUGAAACUAAGGUAACUGUUGCAGCACCUAUAGUCUUAGAAAAUAUAUAUUUGAAUGUUGUUAUAAAUUUAAAUGGCCAAGAAAUCUAUUAAGGAGAUAACUUAAGUAAAGUGGAGAAUCUAUCGAAUAUUUAAUUUGGCAGACUUUAUCUCUCAGCUGAAUUUAAAUUGAAUGUCUAGGAAAAUGUUUAAAUAUAAUUCUAAAGCAUAUUAAAUUAUUUGAAUGAUGGAUAAGGUUAUCUUUUAGCAGAAUCACCAUAGCCUUGGGAUAAAGCUUUAGAUUAGGAAAAUCUAUUACUUAGUGAGAUCAUGUUCAAAGGAAAUUUGAAUGAAGAUUUAUUCAGAAUUUAAUCAUUCACGUUAAAUUCUUUAAGUAUGUUUGGUGAUAACUGCUUUGUUGAACUAGCUACUGACCCAGUUCCAAGAUUUGAUAGCAAUAAAUGCUUCUUUGGUAAUUCUCAAAUUAAAGUCAACUUUAAGGAUUACAGCUAGAAUUUGUUUGUCUCUUAUAUAAAUUAAAUUAAUCCUUAAAAUGUCCUUCAAGUUUUGAUGGGAUAUAAUUAGAUUCAAUUCGCAACUACAGUUUCAAAGGCUAUCUCAAGUAUGGAGUUCCCUAAAGGUUUAGCUGUUACUUACACAAAGUAAAGUAUUAAAGAUAAUAACGGAUUGAUACAUAUCCCUAAAGGAUUUACUUUAACUGGACACGCUCAAUUACUUGGCUUAAAAGGUCAUGUUGUACUUAAUGUAAACCAAGAUAAAUAUAUGUUAGGAAUUUUUAAAUACGAUGAGCUUACUCUAGCAGGAGGUAAUAUCGUGAUAGUUGAAACAGAAGGCACUCAAUAAAAUAAUAUCAUUUUAAGAUUGCAAAAAGACAGUCCUAAUUUAACAGAAAUAGAUUAAGUAUUUUUCAAUCCUAGAGCUUUCAUUUUUAACUUGUAAAGAAAUAUUUAAAUUUCUGUUACUAAGGAUUCUGGGUAUGUGAUUGAGGCUUUAGAUAAGUUCUUUGGCUGUGAAAACGAUAUUGCAGUUAGAUUAACUGCUCCAUUUAAUUUAGAUAUUCAAUAAAGUUUGUUUAAGCUUGUAGCCAUGUUUACUCCAUAACAUUUGAAACGUAUCAAUCAAAUGUUAAUGAGCUUAACAAAGGAGUGGAUGAACAAAACUCAAUAAUUAUUUAUAGAUUUGGCUUAAAGAGUAUCAGAAGUUUAAAAGGAUUUGAUUAAUUUAAAUAGAAUGCUCUGUGAUAAAGAAACUUGCCCAUAUCAUCAAUAAUGUAUAGGAAAUCCUCGUAGUGAAUGUGUAAAAUAUCACUAAAAGUAAGUAUGUGUUACUGAGUCUGUUAUUUGCCUAGAAGAAAAGAUAGUAUGCAGUCUAGAAUAGUAAAUAUGUUCUGAAACAGCUAUUACCUGCACCUAGUUCAGUGCUACUGAUCCAACAAUUUGUGAAAAUUAUUAGGAGAGCUGCGUUUAACAAAUAACAAAGUGUAAUUAAUACACUUCUAUAUGUGUAUCAGAAGAAAUCAAAGUAUGCACAAAGAACUAAUAUGUGGAUGACGCAGAGAGAUGUAUUGAAAGAUAAAUGGUUUGCGAUGUAGAGCAAGUCAAAGAUACAAAUUGUUAGGAAGAAUGUGAAAGAAAGAAAGAAGAAUUCGAAUUAAAGUCAGUCAUAUUUGAAAAGUUCACAAACGCCUUAAACAAUUUCUAAAGAAGAAACUCAAAAUUCAGCGAAAUGGUCAAUUAUUCUCUCGACAACGAGGAUUCUUUCGUUAGUAUAAUAGAAGGAAAAUUCGAGUAAGAGUUAACUCAAUUUGUUAGUGAGUAAAGUCUUUCAGUAAAUUUCAAUGUAAAGAGUUUCACAAUAGUGGAAAAAGUUGGAUAAGAUAUCUAAACUUAUGUUAUAGACAGAUAUGAUUUUACCAAUGAAGAGUUGAUGAUUCGCAAUCUCUUUAAAUAGAUGUAAUUAUACUGGGCUAGUAAACAUUCAAUUGAUGAUAUAUUGAUUGCACCAGACUCAAAUAUUUAACUACAUAACAUUCUAAAUAAAAUUAAUAAACUUGCUCAAAGCGAUGCUGAAAGCGAAGAAAUGAUUGAACUUCUAUAAUUAGGGGCAAAUAAGAAAAACAAUUUUAGCAAAGCUGAGAAAAAGAAUAAUUGA
Tetrahymena thermophila SB210 is the source of this 6327-nucleotide messenger RNA. Its product is annotated as transmembrane protein, putative. The transcript is spliced from 12 exons. NCBI's taxonomy places the organism in Eukaryota, Ciliophora, Oligohymenophorea, Hymenostomatida, Tetrahymenidae. The record is from RefSeq and is a predicted model, not a curated record.